GAAGUUUGCAAAUAGCAAGAGGGAUCCAACAUGGAGAAGGACAACGCCGCCGUCGCAGCGCCGACGGGAUGCUACAAGUGCGGGAAGCCGGGCCACUGGUCUCGUGAUUGCCCUUCCUCCGCUCCAAAUCCCAAUCCCACUUCCAAUUCUUCUAGUGAUUGCCCUUCCUCCGCUCCAAAUCCCAAUCCCACUUCCAAUUCUUCUAGACCUCCUUUCUCCUCUGCUCCUGCUGCCCCUUCAAAAGUUGCAGAGAAGCCCAAGAAAGCCCCCAGAACCAGGCCCAAGCUCACUCCUGAGCUACUCCUUUCUGAGGAUGGUCUAGGUUACGUCCUUCGCCAUUUUCCUCGCGUUUUCAAGUAUCGCGGCCGUGGACACGAGAUCAGUGAUUUGGGAAACCUUAUUGGCUUAUACAGGGAAUGGCAUUCUCAUAUACUCCCUUAUUACUCUUUCGAGCAUUUUGUACAUAAGGUGGAACAGGUAGCUGCUACAAAACGUGUAAAGAUGUGCCUUGGAGAACUAAGGGAGAGGGUUGCCAGGGGAGGGGAUCCUACAAAGUGGCGCGAAGCACCCAUUUUAAACGAUGAUGAUGUCAAUAAUGAAAAAGAAGCCAAAGACCCGGAGGGCAUAUUUGAUAAUCAGGAAGAGGCUUUGAGGAAUAAUGGUGCUGAUGACAUUGAAGAGGACAUGCUUCAGGAAGUUUAUGAGAAAGCUACGGAAGAACCAUCGCAGAAUGUACAAAGUGAUUCCUUCACCAUUGGUGAAACUAUAGAAGGUGUGGCCAACCAAGAACCAAAGAUUAGUAAUUCAAGUGAAACUCAACUCACCGAGGAACAGAGAGGUCGAAUGGAAGCCAACAGGUUGAAGGCAUUAGAAAGAGCUGCAGCCAAGGCUCGCUCUUUGCCCACUGUCUGAUUCAUGUGCUUGUUUUCUGUAGAUUUCAUUUCACUGCAAAGGCCAUAUUAAACUACCAUUCAAAGUGAUGGUUUUUGGCUAGUGAAGGCUCAACUACCUUAGGGAGUUCUUCCUCGAAUCUCCAAAAUUUUCAAUGUGAAGGAGCUUCUUUAGAAUGUCAACUAGGAAUUUUACUUGCUCUGUAGGAAGGUUAUUAUUAAUCAAUUGAGCUUGCAUUGUAAAUUAGUAUAUAUUUUUAGUCCAUUGAAAGUGGAGGCACGAGGUUUGAUUUUCCAACUUUGAAGUAUGUGUUAAUUAUCAUUGAAUUAUGUUCAUGUUGACUAUA
Messenger RNA from Benincasa hispida (wax gourd), 1237 nucleotides. Lineage: Eukaryota; Viridiplantae; Streptophyta; Magnoliopsida; Cucurbitales; Cucurbitaceae. The record is from RefSeq and is a predicted model, not a curated record.